Sorghum bicolor (sorghum) is the source of this 1863-nucleotide messenger RNA. RefSeq names its product tankyrase-2. The transcript is spliced from 11 exons. The coding region runs from base 119 to 1525 and encodes 468 amino acids. Lineage: Eukaryota; Viridiplantae; Streptophyta; Magnoliopsida; Poales; Poaceae. The record is from RefSeq and is a predicted model, not a curated record. Gene Ontology annotation, molecular function: protein binding.
UACUCAAUCGGCACUUCGGCAGUCAGCACUCAGCAGCGCCCUCGGCUGGGCUCGUCGGGCGCGUAUACCAAACGUUAGAUCACCACCGUCGACCCUGCGACCGGUGCCCACCGUCGCCAUGGCGACGCCGCCUCGUUUCCCUCCCGCCCUCGCCGGCUGCUUCCCGCGCAGAGGCUCGCCUCGGGGCCCGGACAACCCUAACCCUAGGCCAAGCUCUCCUCUCCCCGGCUCUCCCGAGGACGCCCUCCUCCGCGCUGCCUUCGACGGCGACCUCCGCCUCGUCAAGAAGAUGACGAGAGUGCUGGACGGGGGCGAGGAACGGGGCGCGGAAAAGGUGAGGGCUGUGCGGAGCAGCAACGGACUGGGCGCUCUGCACCUCGCCGCUGCCCGUGGGAAGCUGCCGGUGUGCCGAUACCUGGUCGACGACCUGGGUCUGGAUGUCAAUUCAAUCAACGAGGCAGGUUUGACCCCCUUGACAUGUGCUAUUGAUGCUGGGAGCGUGGAUGUGGUGCAGUACCUCCUCAAUAAUGGCGCUGAUACAGAAACACUCAUCAGCACUGGGCUUACUCCUCUUGUUUACGCUGUUGGAAAAGGAAACUGUGAAAUAGUACAAGCCUUACUCUGCAAAGGAGCAUAUGUUGAUGCAUUAACUACUGUUGGGGCAGCACUGCAUCUUGCUGCUCAAAAUGGGCGUGAUGAUAUCGUGAAGGUUUUGUUGGAUCACCAUGCAGAUGGAUUUCUAAUCUUCUUGAUCUCUCAACAGCAUAACAAGAUAGCUUGGGGUGUCAACAGACCUCUUAUUUAUGCCAUUUCUGCUCGUUCAUUGAAAUGUGUGAAGCUUCUUAUUGAGGCUGGUGCUGAUGUUCAGGGUAUUGGUACUGAAACACCCUUAGCACUUGCUGCUACUGAUGGCUUAACUGACAUCCUGAAGUGCUUAGUUCAAGCUGGUGCAGAUCCCAAUGUUUGUGAUGGUUUUGGAUUCACUCCGAUAGAAACUGCUGCACGUUACAAUAGGCGUGAGGAUGUUGAGAUACUAUUUCCAGUCACCUCUCGUAUUCCAACUGUUAAUGAUUGGAGUGUUGAUGGAAUCAUUAGCUAUGCAAAAUCAAAGCCAGCACUCAAGGAUGAGGAUUUGUAUACAGUGAUGCUUGCUAAUUUAAAGUUUCAAGGACGUGAAGCGGUCAAGAACAAAGAUUAUCUUGGCGCAGUUGACAUUUACACUAAGGCGAUGAACCUUGACCCUGCUGAUGCAACCUUGUUCGCCAAUAGGAGCCUUUGUAGGCUUCGCAUGGGUGAUGGGAGGAAGGCUUUGACAGAUGCUGUAGCUUGCAAGUCUAUGAGACCUGGCUGGUCAAAAGCUUGCUACCGUGAAGGAGCUGCCCGAAUGGUACUGAAGGACUAUGAAAAAGCAUGUGGUGCUUUUCUUGAUGGCCUGAAACUGGAGCCAGGGAAUGCAGAGAUCGAAUCCGCUUUAUGGGAGGCUUUGGAAUCCUUGAAGAUAUCUCACAAAAAAGAGAAAGAAUAGCUUGGUUAAUUUAGAUGUCAGAAAGUUGUACAGAACCUGCACUAGUAGUCUCCUUAAAAGAUGGAGCUGCCCUCUUUUGCUGUUGACCAAGCCACAUGUGAAGUUCUGAAGUGAAGUCUGGAAGAGACGGAGUGUUUUGGGUAACCAUUAUAUGACCUUUUGCUAAUUAUACGCUUGGUCUUGUGAUAUAUCCAAGAAAGAACUGAAAGAGGGAGCAUGCCCACUCAAUCACAUUUUGAGAGCACUUAUGUCAAAUUUGUAAGCUAGACCAGAAUGACAUCAGCGUUAUCGGAGUUCAUGGUGUGUUUGGUUUGGUGCCCAAGCUGGCUGAACCAAAA